Molecule: messenger RNA, 1172 nt
Organism: Pelmatolapia mariae (spotted tilapia)
Lineage: Eukaryota; Metazoa; Chordata; Actinopteri; Cichliformes; Cichlidae
Exons: 8
Coding region: 74-1147 (357 amino acids)
Source: RefSeq, a predicted model, not a curated record
UGAAGUCUUAAAGCAGCUCUACUGUCAAGAGCCAAAACUCUGGCAAGAUGGUGGGAAUGUCUUCUCCUGGGGGAUGGGGCAAGAGGGACAGCUUGGACUCGGAGAGGACAGAAUGCAUGUAUCGACUCCUUGCCUUCUCAACUCUUCACAGCUUUCUGAGGUCUCGCAGAUACGAGCUGGGGACAGCUACAGUGCAGCUGUCACAGCAGGUGAAGAUCUGCUUCUCUGGGGUCAGAUCCCCUGUGUUUCCCGGGUCACAUAUCAUGCAGGCCCCAAAGGGCUCUGGACCCCCCAGCCUUUUCCACUAGCUGGCCGAAAGGUGAUCAAUGUUGCUUGUGGUGCAUGGCACAUCAUGGCUCUCACCACAAAGAGCAGAAAGAAGAACAGACAGUGUGCUCACCCAGAAACUCAAACUCACUUCAGAGACCUUCCUCACUUCAGAGACCUUGUCAGAAAACCCUCACCAAUAGAACACACAGAGAAAGAAAACACAGCACAGGGCUCCAGACAUGUCCAACACAAACUGGUUCAAGGUCCGGAAAGUCCAGAAGGCUUUGAGGAGCAAGAGACAGAUGAAGAAAGUGAAAGUGCAGAGGAAAAAGAAAGACAUGAACAAAAACCAUACACAGAUGAGGCAAUGUCUGCAACAGAAACGGAUGGGACAGGAAGUGGCCACUCAUCAAUCAAAUCCAAGCAUGGGGAUGAUACAGAGGGUUGUCAGACAGCAGUGCGGUUUGAGCCAAGGAGCAGAACAUGCAGAAAUAGUCAAGGCAGUCUUCAUGUAGUCUUCACUACACUGCAUCUUUUACCUAGGUCAGACGGCAAGCAAUGCAGGCCCACUGCUGGCACUCUCCCCCAGCUAUCAAAGGGACAACAAGCUCAAAGCAGAAUUUCAUCUGGGGCUCAAAAGAGAAGAUCAUAUCUGACCAAAUCAGUCCAAAAAUCUGAAGGCGACAGCAGCAUUUUGCAGAGCCCCAAGCUCAUGCCUGCACCCAGACCUCCUGUGAAAUGUCCUGGAACUCAAUUUGUAACCUCUUGUCACCAUCCAAGAACGGGACCACACAGUGGCUUAAGUCUUCCAUUUACAGAUCUUCUUCAAUCUCCAGCUCUGGACAGCAAGUUCACACAUUCCCUUCCUCCCAUUUGAGAUCGCAGAUUGAAACCUCUCUUUC